Messenger RNA from Miscanthus lutarioriparius, 1200 nucleotides. NCBI's taxonomy places the organism in Eukaryota, Viridiplantae, Streptophyta, Magnoliopsida, Poales, Poaceae. The record is from the annotation of a GenBank genome assembly.
AUGGCAAGGCGAAGCUUGCAGCUGAUGGUGUCGGGGCUUCCGGCUCUUGGAAGUGAUCUCGGCCGCAGGUCCCUGUGUCUCCGGCGACGGCCGAAGCUGCUGGCGGCGCAGGCGGCCGAGAAGGUGUUCGUUGCUCCAGAUGCGCUUCUAGCUCUCAAGUCAAUCACUGGUCUCCGCGCUCCUGGAGUUAAGGGGACGAACCGCUUGGACGCACAAACCGUGCUUCAGUCCAUGUUGAUGGUUCUACUGGGUCCUUGCUGCGGGGUGCACCGCACACGAACUGCCCGUGGUCCUCCUGCCGGUGUCACCGAGCCCCCACCAACGUCCAGCCGUUUUGAGGAAGCUGUAAAGCCGAAGUCCGUUGCUCCCUCUUCUGGAGUGGGCCAUAAGACCCCCGAGGGCCUCCUGCCGGUGGCCCGGAGCCCCCACGGCCGGCUAACCCCGAACGGGGAGUCAGCUGCUGGCUCUUCUGGGGUGGCCGCUCAGGGACAUGUCGGCCGUGCUGCUAUUAUGCCGAGGCUUGCUGUUGAGCCCCUGCCAUUGCACAGGGGCAGGACUUUCGUGAAGCACUUCGACGCUCCUUUCAAGACGUCCAUUGCAAUUCCGACUGAAGUAUGGAACAUUAUCAAGGAGGACAAUAGUAGCACCAUAAUGCUGACGGGUGAUUCCAUGGGCUACCAUGAAAUCACCGUUGAGCUGCAGAACAACAAGCAUGUCUUCACUAAUGGGUGGACCGCAUUUGUCGAAGUUGAGCGCAUCCCCCGUGGUGACAUGGCAGUAUUCGCAUGGGUCCGAGAGGGCACCCUCUCUAUGUGUCUCUAUGGUCCAAAUGGUGGUGACAAACCAAUGGCAAACCGUCCACCUCAUGGUCAUCCACUUCUUGAAGAUUUCCAUCAGCAACCUACAGAUGACCCCGAGAAUGGAGGUGAUGUUUACGUUCCAGCUAAUAUCCUUGGUAUGGUGUUUGAGCUUGGUGCUGGUGUUGUCAUGGGACCGGAAAUCAUGCAGACAUUAGCUAAUGUCUGGCACUACUGGGAUAGCAGCUUUGCCUUAUAUGUGUGUAUUAUUGUGCCAACUCAAGUUGGACCCAGGAGCCAUUUUUGGUUUGGGAGUAACUUCUCUCAGACUUUGGAGUACAGGAAGCGUGUUGUGAUGUUCUCUAGCACAGCAACAAUGUCCGUGGUGAGGGAGUUUUGGUGA